AUGAUGGCUAAUGUGGGGGAAAACGGAGUAAGUUCGUUGAACAUGUUGAAACGUAAGAAGGAAGACUGUGCAGAGGAACUAGAGGCAGAGAUCAAGAGGGUAGCAUUGCACGAUGAUUCAGAAUGUCCCACCACAGCAUCCAUGGAAUCUAUGGACUCAGAUGCUAGGAGUAUGAGUCGGUUGAGUGAUGGAGAAUCCGUGGACAACGUUGCCACUGAAGGAGAUGCAAGAGAUCAAAGGAGCCGACAAGCGCAUUUAAGAAUGUUGUGCCUAGUGAAACAAGCAUCUAUGAUUGUGGGACAUAAGGGUGAGACUAUUUCAAGGAUUAAAUCAAUGACCAACACAAGGAUCAACGUUUCUGAAAAUGUAAGAGGAGUUCCUGAAAGGGUCGUUUACGUGAGAGGUUCUUGUGAAAAUGUGGCAAGAGCCUUUGGUAUGAUUGUAAGAACACUUAACGACAGAGGAAGUGGUAAUAAUGAUAAGAGUUUUGAUGAUAUACCGACAACCAUAAAUCUACUCAUAUCACAUCAUCUGAUGGGUGUUGUUAUUGGUAAACAUGGAUCAAGACUUAAGGAAGUAGAAGAGUUAAGUGCCGCUAGAUUGACAGCUAUGCCAGAACAGUUAAUGAUGUCAAAUGAUCGUAUUCUUACAAUUGAAGGUGUUGCAGAUGCCCUUCAUAUCGCUACCUUUUAUGUGGCUCAAACUAUACUAACAUGCAAAGAUGCCUUUAAAUUCAAAAAGGCUAUUUUUUACCAACCAAGUCCGUUAUAUUCAGUUUUACUCAAUGGUGGAAUGUCACCCAUGGUUUAUUCGCAUCAACAGCAUCAUCAGUAUCAUCCAGCUGAUAAAUACCGUAACGGCAAAAGGUUGCCACGCUCUGGGGUAAUGUUUAUGGUGCCGGCAGCGGGUACUACACCCCAAACGGUCCCACAACGUCCAACACCAGUCAUGUAUACGGCUGCUAAUGCUGCAACUGCACCAGCUUUUACACCGAAUUUUAUGAUUCCCAACGUUCGCAUAAUCGAUGGUCCUGUAGCUACGCCAGUAGCCCAAACUAUGGCCAUUGUCCAACAAGAAAUUUACAUCGAUGAGAAUUUUGUGGGUAAUAUAAUAGGUAAAGACGGUAAGCAUAUUAAUUCUAUAAAGGAAUCCACUGGUUGCUCCAUCUUUAUCGAUGAUCCAGUUAGUGGUGCUCUCGAGAGGAAAUUGACCGUUAGAGGUACUUCUAUGGGAUCACAAGCUGCCAUUAUGCUAAUAAGCAAUAAGAUUGAAAUUGAUAAAAUUAACAAGGAGAGGAAAAGAUAA
Zygosaccharomyces rouxii is the source of this 1305-nucleotide messenger RNA. RefSeq names its product telomere maintenance protein PBP2 (gene PBP2). The record is from RefSeq and is a predicted model, not a curated record. The coding region runs from base 1 to 1305 and encodes 434 amino acids. Gene Ontology annotation, biological process: regulation of RNA metabolic process; regulation of gene expression. Gene Ontology annotation, molecular function: mRNA binding. Gene Ontology annotation, cellular component: cytoplasm; nucleus. The transcript has a single exon. NCBI's taxonomy places the organism in Eukaryota, Fungi, Ascomycota, Saccharomycetes, Saccharomycetales, Saccharomycetaceae.